GGGAAUAAGAGAGAAGUCCACCAAAGUGACGGAUUGAAGAGUUUUUAAGAGAAGAGAGAGAGAGGGAGGCAGAAAUUUUUUGGAAUUAGUAAGCAAUGGAGGCUGGGAGAGAGCUGCUUUGACCAGACCCGCUUCAACUUCAGCCAUGGCCAUGGCGCAGACCCCAUUUCUGGACUUCCUUCCACUCCCUGCCUCUCUCUUUUGAAAGCUGCCUUCCCUGACUUUCUCUCCUCAACUGGGUUUUCUCCCAUUUCCCCCCUUCAUUUUCACUCUCUCGUUUUCUUUCUUGGUGGACUUUUCGAUUUUGCCCUCUCUCUCUCUCUCUUUCUUCCCCUGUUAUCGCAAUCCCCUUUUGCCAUUUAGGAGAUUCAGCGUCGACCCCUCUUUGAAGAUCAUCGCCUCCACAUACCCUUUGAUUUUCAUCGCCUGUUUUUGGUGUCCCCUUGUUUAACCGGCGGAGUUUCAAUCUGGGUUUCUUGCAGAUCCCAUCACUGAUUCUCUGCCCACCAAUUGUUUGCUGUUGGAUUCCUGUAGUGGAGGGGCUGGAGCUUCAAAAUUGAUCGAGAUAUGUUUUUUGGUAGUUGGGUUCAUCAGGGUUUUCAGUUUUGGGGUUUAGAUUGUCAAUUGUUGCAGAAGUCCUGCUUGGAAAAGGUCAACUUUGUAAAAAAUUAAUUGAGGCAGGAUUUCUGUCUGGAGAUUAGUCUUUUGCUUCAUUGAAGACUAAUCGCAUCUCUAGAGAUAAGAGGCAAAUAUUUGCCCUUUUAUGGAAAUUGUGGACGCAGGAGAAAUAUAGUUUGUUUUUUUUUCCUACACAAUGGGAGGAGUUUGUUCGAGAACAAGAAGAACCACUGCAGAUGAUAUUAGUGGCAAUAAUGGUUAUGAUGGAGGCUUUGCACAUGCCAAUGGUCAUUCUAACAGUGAACCGGUGAUGGGUUAUCAGUCUCGUGGACUGCCCUCGAAAAUUAGUGAUUCCACGCCGGCUGCUGUUGAUGAUGGAAUGAAUAAGCAGUUACGAGAACCGUUUUCAUUUCCAGAGGUGAAUGUGGUUACAUACGGACUGGAUGAUAUCAAUGAUGGAAUUCCUCGCUUAUCUAGAACCUUAUCUCAGAAAUCUAGAUCAACCAAGUCCAGACAAGCUGCUGUUGCAAAGGUUUCAGAAGUGAGCUCCUUUCUAGGCAAAGCAGGUACUGCUGGGUUCGGGAAGGCGGUUGAUGUCUUGGAUACACUUGGUAGUAGUGUGACUAGCUUGAACCUUGGUGGUGGUUUCAACUCGGGGGUGGCAACAAAAGGGAACAAAAUUUCAAUCUUAGCUUUUGAAGUUGCCAACACCAUUGUGAAGGGUUCUAGUCUAAUGCAAUCCCUCUCAAAACGUAACAUCAGAGUUUUAAAAGAGGAGGUGCUCCCAUCAGAAGGGGUGCAAAAUUUAAUAUCAAGAGACAUGGAUGAACUCUUGAGAAUUGCAGCUGCAGACAAGAGAGAAGAACUGAAAGUUUUCACUUGUGAAGUGAUUCGCUUUGGAAAUCGUUGCAAAGAUCCUCAGUGGCAUAAUUUGCACCGCUAUUUUGAUAAGUUAGGUUCAGAAGUUACACCACAAAAGCAAUUGAAGGAAGAUGCUGAGGCAGUGAUGCAGCAGAUGAUGACAUUGGUACACUAUACAGCAGAACUUUAUCACGAAUUACAAGCCUUGGAUAGAUUUGAACAAGAUUAUCGGCGCAAGCUUCAAGAGGAGGAUAAUUCCAACACCGCUCAAAGAGGAGAUAGUAUUUCAAUCUUAAAGGCUGAGUUAAAAAGCCAAAAGAAGCAUGUCAGAGCUCUAAAGAAGAGAUCUUUAUGGACCAGGAUUCUGGAACAGGUGAUGGAGAAGCUUGUGGACAUAGUGCAAUACUUGCAUUUGGAGAUUCAUGAAGCCUUUGAUACUGCUGAUGAUGAUAAACCGACAAAAGGUUCUCAGAAUAACCACAAAAAGUUGGGGACUGCCGGUCUGGCUUUGCAUUAUGCAAAUAUUAUUAGUCAGAUCGAUACACUUGUGUCUCGAUCGAGUUCCAUACCUCCUAAUACUAGGGAUGCUUUGUAUCAAGGACUACCACCGAGUAUAAAGUCAGCUUUGCGCUCAAAAUUACAGUCAUUUCAGCUCAAGGAAGAGCUUACAAUUCCUCAAAUCAAAGCUGAGAUGGAGAAAACUUUGCAAUGGCUUGUUCCUAUUGCCAAUAACACUACCAAGGCUCAUCAUGGUUUUGGUUGGGUUGGAGAAUGGGCAAAUACAGGGUCCGAAGCAAACCGAAAACCUUCUGGCCAGAAUGAGUUACUAAGGAUCGAGACUCUCUAUCAUGCCGAUAAAGAAAAAACCGAGCUUUACAUCCUUGAACUGGUGGUAUGGCUUCACCAUCUGAUCAGCCAAGCUAGAGCUUGUAAUGCUGGAAUAAGGUCUCCUGUUAAAUCCCCAAUUAGAUCCCCAAACCAGAGGACGAUUCAGUUAUCUAACCAGAAACCGAGCUCUCCAUCCACUACGUUGACUAUCGAAGACCAGGAAAUGCUUCAAUAUGUGAGUAAAAGAAAACUUACCCCUGGAAUAAGUAAGAGUCAGGAAUUCGAUUCAGCAAAAACCAGGUUAAGCAAACACCAUAGGCUGAGCAAAAGUAGUAACCAUUCCCCAACCAAUGAAAGCAAGAAGGAUCCAUUCCCCCUCCGACGGCCCAACUCCAUCCCGGUCAUUGAUUUCGAUAUCGACCGCAUGAAAGCCUUGGAUGUCAUUGAUAGAGUCGACAACAUUCGAAGCUUUUCAUAAUCCGGGAUCAAAAUGCAAGGAGAACGAUUGCUGAUCGUGUACACAUAAGGUAAUAACAUGCCAUUUUCCGAUUCGAUUCGAGUGCGCUUGGUAGUGUUUGUGGUGAAGAAGAAGAAGAUGAUGGGAGUAGAAUUGUUAGGCGUUGUGUUUUUUGGAUGUGAAAAUAUAUAAGGGUAAUAGCAUGUUAAUGUUCAGAGGACAGCUUUGAAAUAGUUGUAGAGAUUGUGAGGGGUUUCAGAUAAUAGUUUCUUUCAGUUCUGUGUAUAGAAAAUACUUUUAUUAUUUCAUAAUAAUUGAAAGUUAUUUGGAUUCUUUUUCUUCCCUA
This is a messenger RNA of Momordica charantia (bitter melon), 3110 nucleotides long. Its product is annotated as Ikzf5 (DUF668). Lineage: Eukaryota; Viridiplantae; Streptophyta; Magnoliopsida; Cucurbitales; Cucurbitaceae. The record is from RefSeq and is a predicted model, not a curated record. Gene Ontology annotation, biological process: positive regulation of growth.